UCCGCUGUGGCUGAGACUUGUCGAGUCCGGUAUCUCCUAGGCGUAGCUGGCGGGGAGUGCGGCUGACUGAAGCCUUGUUUAGAUAACCCAGCUUGUGCUACCUGCCAUUUCAAGGCCUUCUGUCUUCCUGGCCUGUGCUGGAGCCCAAGACCUGCUCCUGAGGUCUACCCUGCUCCCUAGCUCGCCAUGGGGAACCACUUGACUGAAAUGGCACCCACAGCCUCGUCUUUUCUGCCACAUUUCCAGGCCCUGCAUGUUGUGGUCAUUGGGUUGGAUUCCGCCGGGAAGACUUCCCUUCUUUACCGCCUGAAGUUCAAGGAGUUUGUCCAGAGCGUCCCCACCAAGGGGUUUAACACUGAGAAGAUCCGAGUGCCCCUGGGGGGAUCCCGUGGAAUCACUUUCCAAGUGUGGGAUGUUGGGGGUCAGGAGAAGCUUCGGCCACUGUGGCGCUCCUACACCCGCCGGACAGACGGACUGGUGUUUGUGGUGGACUCUGCAGAGACCGAGAGGUUAGAGGAAGCUAGAAUGGAGCUGCACCGGAUCAGCAAGGCUUCUGACAACCAGGGGGUGCCUGUGCUGGUGCUGGCCAACAAGCAAGACCAGCCCGGGGCACUGAGCGCAGCCGAGGUGGAGAAGAGGUUGGCAGUCAGAGAGCUGGCAGCUGCGACGCUCACCCACGUGCAGGGCUGCAGUGCUGUGGAUGGGCUGGGCCUGCAGCCAGGACUGGAGCAUUUGUAUGAGAUGAUCCUGAAGAGGAAGAAGGCACCUCGGUCCAGCAAGAAGAGACGGUGACCCGAGGCUGCCCCUACCCUACCUGCUAGGGGUCAGUACACAUUAUAGUCAGGCAGGGCCUGUGACCUCUCAGCCAGCCUAGGUGCUGGACCUGUCCACCUCAGAGGACUGAAGGAGCAUAGGUGGCCCUGUGUGCCACAUGGGGGAGGGGAAGUGUCUCCACUGCCCUUCACCUGUAGGGGCUGCAAGAACGGAGACAAAUGUAGAUGCUGACUCUACCUCGGCCCUGGCCCUCCUUUUCCUUCCCUGGCAUUUUAUUUGGAUAUAUAUUUUUAUCUUUGCAGGGGGAGGGUGUGUCGAAGGUUGUCCAGAGAAUGCAUUUGGGGGUGAAUUGAGAACAUCUUUCCGCUCUCUACAGUUGGGGAGAAGGGUCUCCUCAGCCACUCCUCUCCUCACAGUUGUUCUGUGUCUGUGAAAGUGCCAAGAGUUCUCCCCAUGUUUGUAGAUCCCUGGCCCUUUUUGUAAGCCUCGCGUGUCCUCUGUAUUACUGGGUUUUUUUUCUUUGUUUUUUUUUUAUUUUUUUUUAAAGCAUUUGACUGUAAGUUAUUAAAGUUGGAUGAUUCUACCUCUUGUUUUG
This is a messenger RNA of Grammomys surdaster, 1369 nucleotides long. It is a transcript of the gene Arl4d, whose product is annotated as ADP ribosylation factor like GTPase 4D. The record is from RefSeq and is a predicted model, not a curated record. The coding region runs from base 187 to 792 and encodes 201 amino acids. Gene Ontology annotation, cellular component: cytoplasm. Lineage: Eukaryota; Metazoa; Chordata; Mammalia; Rodentia; Muridae. The transcript has 2 exons. Gene Ontology annotation, molecular function: GTPase activity; GTP binding. Gene Ontology annotation, biological process: intracellular protein transport; vesicle-mediated transport.